CGCACUACUCACUGUAAUAAACCUCAACAAAAUCAUUUCAAAACUUCAUUCUCUUUCCAAGCUUCAACAUUCCCCAAGAAACACAUAAGACAGCAACCAACUUUUAAUCAAGCUUCUUCUUGUCUGUUGAGUUUCAAAGAGGGGACAAGAAAGAAAUGGUGAGGAAGAAGAAGAAAGGCAACAACUUUAAGCUGCUGACUGUGUUUCUGUUUCUUGGUACAUGCCUUGGAGACUACGGCAUUGGAGUCGGAAUCGGCGACGGUGGAGCUUGGGUCGGCGGCGGCGGCGGUGGCGGAAAGCAACAGACAAAUGCAGCUUACAGUGCUCUUCAAUCCUGGAAAUCCGCGAUUACAGAAGAUCCAUCUGGUGUUCUUAAGACAUGGGUUGGUGAAGAUGUCUGUUCUUACAAAGGAAUCUUCUGUUCCGGUUCUUCUGUAAUCGCCGUCGAUCUAAACAAAGCAAAUCUCAAAGGCAACAUCGUCAAAGACCUCUCUCUUCUCUCAGACUUAACCAUCCUCCAUCUCAACAGCAACAGAUUCUCAGGCCCAAUCCCAGUUUCUUUCAGAGCCUUGGAGUCUCUUCAAGAACUCGAUCUCAGCAACAACAGAUUCUCAGGCUCUUUCCCUCAAGCCACAAUCUACAUCCCUAACCUCAUCUACCUCGAUCUCCGGUUCAACAGUUUCACCGGUUCGGUUCCUGAGAAUCUGUUCAACAAACAGUUAGACGCGAUUCUCCUCAACAACAACCAAUUCACCGGAGAAAUCCCCCGGAAUCUCGGAUACUCAUCCGCAUCGGUGAUUAAUUUGGCGAAUAACAAAUUAUCCGGCGAAAUACCGACGAGUUUCGGUAUAUCCGGUUCGAGAUUGAAGGAGGUUCUGUUCUUGAAUAACCAGUUAACCGGUUGUAUACCGGAAUCGGUCGGGAUGUUUAGCGAAAUUGAAGUGUUUGAUGUUAGUUUCAAUUCGUUGAUGGGUCAUGUCCCCGACACGAUCUCUUGCUUGUCGGAGAUCGAAGUUUUGAGCUUCGCACAUAAUAAAUUAUCCGGGGAUCUUCCUGAUUUGGUUUGUUCUUUGAGGAAUCUGAUAAAUCUCACCGUUGCUUUCAACUUCUUCUCCGGGUUUAGCUCUGAGUGCUCGAGAGUCAGCUCUGGGUUUGAUUUCACCGGAAAUUGUAUUCCCGGCGUAGGUUAUCAGCGGCCGCGGCCCGAUUGUUCGGUGAUUGCAGGCGGCGCUUUGAGUUGCCUUAGGAUUCCGGCGCAGCCGUUAACGUGCGCUGCGAUCUUGGGAUUGAAGGUGACUUCAUCUCCGUGAAAAUAUAUAAAGUGUCCAGUUCUUUUUGAGUAUCUUUGUUGCAAGAUUUGUAAUGCUUUGUUGACUUUAUUAUGAUAGAAAAUGCCAAAAAUA
Messenger RNA from Brassica oleracea var. oleracea, 1403 nucleotides. Its product is annotated as leucine-rich repeat extensin-like protein 4. Gene Ontology annotation, molecular function: protein binding. The coding region runs from base 156 to 1310 and encodes 384 amino acids. NCBI's taxonomy places the organism in Eukaryota, Viridiplantae, Streptophyta, Magnoliopsida, Brassicales, Brassicaceae. The record is from RefSeq and is a predicted model, not a curated record. The transcript has a single exon.